Opisthorchis viverrini is the source of this 225-nucleotide messenger RNA. RefSeq lists its product as hypothetical. The record is from RefSeq and is a predicted model, not a curated record. The transcript has 3 exons. The coding region runs from base 1 to 225 and encodes 74 amino acids. Lineage: Eukaryota; Metazoa; Platyhelminthes; Trematoda; Opisthorchiida; Opisthorchiidae.
AUGUGGCGCGAUGUCGGUCGCAGACUAGCUUACUCUCCUCAAAAUGGAGAAAGACGAAAGCUAUACAAUUGUGUGCCAGCCAACACUCAUGGACUUUGUUGGAACGACAUUGCCGCUCAAAGCUUGCAGGCCGGACUGCUUUCCGCCAGUCAGCAUAUGUCUUUGGAUGACAGCUAUUCCGAAACAUUCACAAAUUUGAAAGAGCUUGCGAACGUCCACUACUGA